Mytilus californianus (California mussel) is the source of this 1645-nucleotide messenger RNA. Its product is annotated as retinal homeobox protein Rx1-like. Gene Ontology annotation, biological process: positive regulation of transcription by RNA polymerase II. Gene Ontology annotation, molecular function: RNA polymerase II cis-regulatory region sequence-specific DNA binding; DNA-binding transcription factor activity, RNA polymerase II-specific. The record is from RefSeq and is a predicted model, not a curated record. NCBI's taxonomy places the organism in Eukaryota, Metazoa, Mollusca, Bivalvia, Mytilida, Mytilidae. The coding region runs from base 59 to 880 and encodes 273 amino acids. The transcript has 3 exons.
UUGUUAUUUCUGUUUAAAGAAGAUUGUCCGUGAGUCUUUUGAAAAACUUUUUAGAACAAUGCAUCAGAUGGUAGCAACCAACGGCGGUUUCCACAGUAUUAACGCUUUGUUAGGAAUAAGAGAAGAGAACUACUGUGGACAGAACUGUGCGGAAAAUAAUUCACAUCAUCUCCAAUUUCAAAGACAUCAGGAAAAACUUCAUCAGCAAAAGAUACAGAUGAAAAGAGAUGCUUUUAAGAACUUGAAAUUUCAAGAAAAGAUAAGUAAACUGAGGAAAGACCAGGACAAAUCCGAUGAUGAUAAAAGUGAUGAUUCAUCUGAUCCAAGGAAAAAGUCAAGACGAAAUAGGACGACAUUCACUACAUACCAACUACAUGAAUUAGAACGAGCUUUCGAAAAAUCCCACUAUCCAGAUGUAUACAGUCGCGAAGAGCUGGCUUUAAAAAUCAAUCUUCCGGAAGUUCGUGUUCAGGUAUGGUUCCAGAACAGGAGAGCAAAAUGGAGAAGACAAGAAAAAUUAGAAAGCUCUAGUCUAAAAAUAAACGACAAUUUCCCGUUAAGUUCAUUAUCAAGCAAAACCUCGUGUAAUUUUGGUUCAUCACUGCCACUUGAUCCUUGGAUGACUGCGCCUAUAUUAAAUUCAGGAAAUCCAUCAAUGACAUCCUUAGCCACGCCCUCAUCAAUUGCAGGUGGUAUUUCAUCAUAUGCUCCUUUCAUUGCAUCGUCAAUUUUCAACACAACAAAUUCAAGUUUACAUGGUUUUCAAAAUGGACUGAAUGGUAUAGCCAAAGUGAGUGACAUGGACCCUAGAAACUCAAGCAUCGUGUCUCUUAGAAUGAAAGCUAAAGAACAUGCUGACAAUUUUGACCGGAAAUAUUGAAACCGUACGACUGAUACUGGAUAUAGUUUAUGUAACUCGUUUAAGUGCUUAUUAACUUUACUUUAGUUCAUAUAAUAUGACAAAGGUUUUGUUGUUUUGGGGGAGAUAAUUCCAUUUUAUUUUGAUCUAAGAUUGUAUUCAGGGUAUUUCAAACCAAAUGACUAUGGGCGCUGCAUAAUACGCACUAUCAUAUGAAAUGUUUUUAUAAUUCAAAACCACAAAAAUAAACCAUUUCGCCAUUGACCAAUCCUUGUAGUUAUCUGCAUACAGUGGAUUCUUCGAGUAUAGAUGAUAUUUUGUAGAAAACUUUAGCAGAACUUUUAAAUUCCAUUGGCCGUGAAAUUUACUCUAUGAACAGUACAUUUCUUCAUCAUUUUGUUUCUUUUGAUUACAUGUAUGUGUGUCGUUGUGUUGCGGUCUCAGUGACGUACAUACACUCCUCAUGCGAAACAAAACAGAAUGAUUUUGUUGUCAAAGAAAUAAGGCUUUCUUUAUUCACAAACAUAUAUUUAAAGCGCCAUCUCAUGCAGUCGGUUGAAAUCACCUUUAGCUGACCACAAUACAACUUUACAUUCAAUUGUAAUGCCGACAUUUAAUGUUGUACUACGAGAUUAAUACAUGUGGUUCCUGUAAAUAUUCAAAUGUCUAAAUAUUAUCAUAAUUUAAAAAAAAAAUAAAAUAUCAAUUUGAGAUAACAGUAUUCUUUUAUAUUGUAAAUUUCUCAAAAACAAUAAAAUUGGGAUGGAAAGCGAUACACCUCAAUGG